Molecule: messenger RNA, 2712 nt
Organism: Maudiozyma saulgeensis
Lineage: Eukaryota; Fungi; Ascomycota; Saccharomycetes; Saccharomycetales; Saccharomycetaceae
Source: the annotation of a GenBank genome assembly
AUGAUAAGAUCACAUAACACUAGAACAUUGCCAAUUGUCCACGGCGAUGAUAAUAUCAAAUAUGUCAUAUCUGCUGAAUUCGAUAAUAAACAAGGCGCAAUAUUAAAAUAUCAGUACCCUAAAUGCAUCCCCGGAUUUAAGACAAAUACUCAAGGUGCAUAUACAACUACAGAAGAUGGACACAUUUUAAAUAUUGCUAGUUUAAUGAUUCCAGAUAAUGUUGAAAGAAACCCCGGAAAACCAGACUUUACAAUGUUUAUUUUAUAUAGGGAUACACAAACACAGGAAUAUAAGUUGUUUCCAACUGUAGAACAUCCUACAAAUCAAUCAAGCAAUAUUAAUGGAGAUAUACUCUCUGAACAGGAUGAAAUUGAUGCCAAUAGUGAAAUUUCUGGGAAUUCUACGUUAAAUAUGGACGAAUCGGACAAUACAUUAUAUUUUUUAAAUGUAGUAAAUACCGUUAUUGAUGAAUCAAAUGAACGUGGUGCUAGCAUACAAGCAAUUGGUAUGGGAACCACCAUGAGAAAUUUUUUAAUAUAUAAACCUUUAAUUGUAAUGGUACUUCACUAUUAUAUGACAUACCCCAAACAAGAUAGAUUACAGGUGUUAAUUGACUUCUUCGUCAUGAUUAAUUCAUUAGAUAUAUCAUUAUUAAGAACAAUACAUUCAAGGUUUAGACUUCAAAGGAUAUUACAAUCAGUGACUGACAUGGAUGUACUUGACACUAUAUUCGAUCCAAGUAUGGUAAACUGUUCUAGGAUUAUGAAAUUUGAUAAAAAUAUUAAGGAGGAUUCAUUUGGAAAUGAGCUUAUUAUACAAAACGGUAAAAUAGCCCAAUAUUUCACCACAUUUCAUCCAGUAGUUUUAUCCGAGUUUCUUUCACAAUUACCUUUAAAGGCAAACUUAAUUAAGAUGGGUCCCAUACCUUUAGAAUUGAAUUAUAACAACAAAGUACUAAAAUUUCUUUCACUUGUAAUCCCUGAAAUUAAUAAGUUAGAAACUACUUCAUUUGUAAGAAAGUUAGUCAUAAAUUCAACCUAUUAUUCAAAGGACCUUAUUUCCCAAUUUGUAUUAUCAUUAUCAAACUUAUUGGGUGGACAUAGUCACGGUAAUUCUGUUCCAUAUUUUAAGGGACAUCCAGUUUUGUUUUUUCCAUAUAUGGAUAUAAGUAUGGUUGAUGCCUUAAGGAGUCACAUUGAACCAGAAUCUGACUUUGCGAAGUCUUUCGUAAUAAUUGGUACAGCAAACCCUAUAUUUAAAUUUCAACCUGAUAUAUGGGAUUUUUAUUAUGAUUUAGAUAAUGAAUUAUUGUAUAAUAGUGAUCAAGCAGGACAAGAAAAAUUAACCUUAAAACAGGAACUGAAAAAUGGAACAAGUUCCUUUAAAAAACUACUAGUGAACCCUCAUAGUACAACUUUUAGUGCUAUCCUAAACAAUCUUGAUGGCGAUUCAUCAGAUUUACAUUUCAAGAAUAAAACUGGUUUAACGUUGAAAUUUGUACAAUAUUUACAAGAUGGUAUGCAUAAUAAUGAAACAAUAAUGAGUGCUUUUAGAAGAAUCUGUAUUUUACAAAUAAUCGCUCUCUUACCAUCUGAUAAUAAUAAAAUAAAACCCUUCACAUCAAAGAAGGAUUCAAAUAACGAACUUUCUUUCAAAGAUGAGUACAUACACAAUUAUAGAGAUUUUGUAUUUUUUCCCCAUUAUUUUCAAUAUUCGAAUAUCCAAAUAAUCAAACAAAUGAAUACAUUAGUGCUUACUUUAGAUAAUUUGAAGUCGCUUGAUUUACCAGUAACAUCUACGGAGAAAAUAUAUUCCGAAAUAUCGAUAAUAUAUGAGAUAAUUAAGAAUUUCUUUAUUACCGUUUGUGCAAAUAAACAAAAUUUAGAUCAUUUCAUAGAUAUCCUUUUGAAUUUUCCAGAUUUACAAUUGAGUACUACAUUUAAUCUAAGAACACAAGAUUUUAACAGAUUAGAUUUAGAGAAAAUAUAUAAAUCUAAUAAACAAACAAACUAUGAUGGCAAUUCGAAUGAGUCGUUAGGAUUCGUGGACAAUUUUAUUAAAGUAAAUGGGUUCGAGUAUAUUGCAACAUUCCUUUCAUUUAGCAUCAACAAUACUAAUACUCUAUUUUCUCCCUCGUUACAUCUAAAAUAUAAAUCCACCAUUGGACGUUCAAGAUCACUUAAAAAUAUUUUUUCACUAAACCAAAUAACAUCAUCAAAUUCCCACCUGGACCACUCAUCUCCUGGAGGAUCACCCAAGAAAAGAAACACUAUUUCUAAUCCUAACAAAAAUGUUGUCGGUGGCUCAAUUGUACUAGAAAAGAGAAUCGCUAAAAUAAAGCGUGUAAUUACGAAAUUGUUAAUUAAAAUAGAGAGACAUCCUAUUGGAACCAUAUUACUGGAAAAAUAUUUAUCAAAACAAUCAAGUGCACUUUUCACUAGUUUAAAAGGUGGUAUUAGCAAAUCAAGAGCUAUGAUGUUUGAAAAACCUCCUUCAAAAUUCAAUUCUAGACAUGUAACUUUACCCGUAUCUCAUUCCAGGAAGACCCUUUCUAAAGAUAUAAACACAAUUGUCGAACAUCCCGACGUAUCUCAAGAUUUUUCCAAUGACACCUUCGAUGACUCUGUAAAUAUAUCCAUGGAAACUGACAUAUUCAGAACUAUUUCAAAUGACAACAAGCAGGAUAGCGAAAUAUUCUACGAUGCACAAUAA